UGUUAAGAAGAUAAAGUAGAAUAUUCACAAAACAACACAAUGGUUUAUUACCAAUCAACACCAUUAAUUAUAAAAUCAGAACAACCUAGUCAGGCACAACUGUGUGCACCUCUCAGAAAUAAUCAUGAUCCACAACAACAUCAUACCAUAACUAACAAUAGUUAUAUACUUAAUAAUGUUAAUAUAACAGCAAUGCAACAACAGCAACAACAACAACAUCACCAACAGCAACAAAUGUCGUCACACAACAUUAACUCUACAACAAGUAUUACAACAACAAAUCAUCAGCAACAACAACAGCAACCACCACAAUAUUUAACAAAUAUUAAAACAGAAUUAUUACCAUCGGGUAUAACAUUAUAUGCCACCACACAACCUGCUUCCUUAACAUCACCUUCAACAACAGCAACAACAACAACAACGCCAAAUUCAAUACCAACAUCUACAAAUAAUGUUAGCAGCAGUACUCCUACUUCCACUACAACGCCAGGACGUAAAACAAAUCCUAAUAAACCACAAUUUAAAUGUGAACAAUGUGGCAUGACUUUUGGUAGUAAAUCGGCUCAUACUUCCCAUACCAAGUCUCACGCUAAAAAUGGUGAUUUAAGUUUAAUCAGCAAUGCCACAAAUAAUGGGGCCAAUUCGCCACCAUUGGCAGGAGGAGUAGAGUUAAAUGAGGCUGGCUUACCCAUGGGCAUACCAAAGACACCACAGAUAAAGCCCAAUGCUAAUGCGGCCUCUAACGGUGGUGAUCCCUAUCAGUGUAAUGUCUGUCAAAAGACAUUUGCUGUGCCUGCAAGACUGAUUCGUCAUUAUCGUACCCAUACUGGCGAAAGACCCUUCGAAUGUGAGUUCUGUCACAAACUCUUUAGUGUCAAAGAGAAUCUACAAGUACAUCGCCGCAUACACACCAAAGAACGUCCUUAUAAGUGUGAUGUCUGUGGUCGUGCCUUUGAGCAUUCGGGCAAAUUGCAUCGUCACAUGCGCAUACACACAGGUGAACGACCGCACAAUUGUUCGGUAUGCGAUAAGACAUUCAUACAAUCCGGUCAAUUAGUGAUACACAUGCGCACGCAUACCGGUGAAAAACCAUAUAAAUGUCCGGUAGAAGGUUGUGGUAAGGGUUUUACCUGUUCGAAACAAUUGAAAGUGCACUCACGCACGCAUACGGGCGAGAAACCAUAUCAUUGUGAUAUUUGUUUCCGUGAUUUUGGUUAUAAUCAUGUUUUGAAAUUGCAUCGUGUGCAGCACUAUGGUUCGAAAUGUUAUAAAUGCACUAUAUGCGAUGAAACGUUUAAGAGCAAGAAGGAAAUGGAGGCCCAUAUUAAGGGUCAUGCCAAUGAAAUGCCAGAUGAUGAAGAAGAGGCCAAUGGUAAUGGGGCAGUGUCUUCGGUUUCGACUUCAUCGGGAGCGGAAACCAAUUCCGGACCAAAUUCACCACAAUCGCCCAGUUCCAGUAUUGGCACUACUACCACCAACACCACCAGCAAUUCGGCAAAACCACGCAAACCGAGAAAGGAAAAAUUGAGCAGUAGCAGCAGUACUCAAUCGGUGGGUCCCUUAAGUCCUGGUUCGCCUGGUUCACCCAUAUCCUCUUCUAUGUCUCCCUCUUCUUAUGCCUCGGGCUCUAGACUAUCGGCUGCCUCUCCCACUUCAUCGGUGGCCUCACCCACUAUGUCUUUGAGUUUGGAGGCUGAUCACCAUAGUCGUGACAGUGGCGUGGCCAGUGGUUCUAUACCUUGCAAUACCAACCGUCAAUUGGCUGCUGUUUCUUUGGUGGAUCUAAGUCAUCAGGGAGGUUUUCCCAUUUCAGAUGAAAUGCCUACCGACUUAAGUGUUACACAAAAUCAUCACAUUAAUGAAGAUUCACAGCUACAGCAGGGUCUCAAUGGUCACCAACCAACUCCAGCACAUCUGAGCUAUCAUUACCAAAGCACUCCUUCGCCUCAACAUCAAACGCAACAUCUACAGCAACAACAACAACAACAGUAUCAUUAUCUUAAUAACGCUACAAGUCCAUCACAUAACAACGAGCUGCAACAACAUGCUACAUUAGCAUCACCUCAGCAACAUCACCCCAUACGUUAUGAACAACAGCCCACUAUUAAUCCGGCACUUUUAGAAGCUGCCACCAUAGCCAGUCGUCGUGAGGACGAUGUUCAACAGGCCGCCAUACAAAUAAUGCAAUUACAUCAUUCUCAACAGAAAUCGAAUAGCAAUCAAUUGACCUCGACUCAUAUAUAUAAUAAUCUACAUCACAAAUCCUUGAUUAGACCCCAACAGGAACAACAUCAUCCCGAUUUGGUGAAAUCAAUGGUUAUGAGUAAUUUAACCGAGAAUUUAAUGGAUCAUUAUAAGAGAGAUGAGCUAACGAGACAUGUGGGUGGCUUGGCCAAGGGUUAUGCACCAGUACCGAAGUUUGAGCCCUCCUUGCAUGAUAAUGAAAUCAUUUUACGUCAAGUGGAGGCAGCUAUAGCACCUCUUCGAUCAUCUACCGCUUCGCCCGAUAGAUCUUCAUCACCCGAAAGUGAUAUGAUGCUAAUGGCCGAUCGUGAUGUCAUGACUUUGCCGCUAAGAAAACGCAAACUCUAUAUGAGUGAUUGCGCCGAUUCGGCCGAAAAUGAAAACACUAAUGCUGGUGCUAAAGAACUGAAUCCCAAAGUUAUGAGACACAGUUCGGUAAUACAAUUUGCUAAAGCCUCAUAGGAGGAGGAAUUGCAACUGCACCAGGAAACUGCAAGUAAACAGAAAAAGGUUAGCAUUAGCAAACCGUUAAAUCAUGAUAUCAAUAAAUUCAACAAAGGAAUAAAUAGUUAAUAAGGAUUAAACUAUUAAAACCUAAACCACAAGACUGCUGCAUAAAUGAAAAACAAAAAAAAAAUUCGUAAAAAUCG
Molecule: messenger RNA, 2894 nt
Organism: Lucilia sericata (common green bottle fly)
Lineage: Eukaryota; Metazoa; Arthropoda; Insecta; Diptera; Calliphoridae
Gene: Kr-h1
Product: Krueppel homolog 1
Exons: 4
Coding region: 40-2706 (888 amino acids)
Biological process (GO): regulation of transcription by RNA polymerase II
Cellular component (GO): nucleus
Molecular function (GO): RNA polymerase II cis-regulatory region sequence-specific DNA binding; DNA-binding transcription activator activity, RNA polymerase II-specific
Source: RefSeq, a predicted model, not a curated record